Brassica rapa (field mustard) is the source of this 2758-nucleotide messenger RNA. RefSeq lists its product as uncharacterized. The record is from RefSeq and is a predicted model, not a curated record. Lineage: Eukaryota; Viridiplantae; Streptophyta; Magnoliopsida; Brassicales; Brassicaceae.
CAUUUAAAAAUAUAUAAUUAACUAUAUGAUCAAUGUUAAAUAAUCUCUCCAUAUUUAUUUAAAUGACGUUUUGAAACGAUUUGUUUGUUUCACUAUACUUGACGCUUUGGAGAAAUCAAUGUAAAUUAUAGUGAUAAAAGUAUAUUUAUCCAAUAUUCAAUGUGAUAUACAACAUAAAAUUGUUAAUUAAUGAAGUAUAGAAAAUGUAAUGUACUAGAUGCUUUAAUUUGCGUAAAAUUUCUACAACGUCGUAUAAAAAAAAGAGGGAGUAUAUUUUUAUUUUUUUAACUCAAGUUUCACUAUAACCUACACUCAUAACUUUUAGCUAUAGAGUAAAUGAAAUGUAAGCCCAAUGAUAAAGCACUGUGAUAUAAGAGAUAAAAAAAGGCUUUAAUUCAAAAGUAUCCAAUACUGUGAUAGAGAGAGAGCAAGGCCCAAAGUGAAGAAUAGUAGGCCACGUGGAUAAACCAAGAAGAAACAGACGAACAAGCGUGUGUGUAACGACGACGUAUCGUAUCACCUAACAAGUGUCGGCUUCCACCAUCCACGAGCUCCAAUCUUUUUUGUUUGCCGUCACAUGCUUGUCUUUCCCUUUCUUUAUAAAAUGUAUAUACACUGGAAUCAAUUAAAUAAUUAUUUACACACAACUUAUUUUUCUGUUAUUCUCAAUCACCACUAAGAAUUAUUUCAUGAUUGGUUUUUAAAAAAGCUGAAAGAAAGUGGAGUAUUCUCAUAUGUUUCCUUGUUUAUGUGGAUUGCAUUCAUACUGUAUCUUUACAUUCACGAUCAUGUCACUUUUAUAUGGAAUAAUAUAUCAUAGAUAUUUCUAAUAUCAACGAACAUCAAGACUCGAUAAUUUCACAAUUAGACAGACAAUGAUAACCAUAUAUGUAUCAAUUAAAAAUGUGUUUUGCAUAAAUAAUGUAAGGAAACUUCAUUUUUUUUUGUAGUUUUCCAUGGAACUUUCGAUGCAUUGUUCAUAUACCAUCGUUGACAUACUACGUCGUAAGCAUAGUUUUAAUGAGUCAAAUUAAGAGGACGUUUAGUUUAAACAAUAGUUUUGGUUAAGUUUACAAGGUAAUCAUUACAUAUGCCAUUUGUGAUGAAGUGAUGUUUGUUUUGACAAUGAUAAGAUAGCAAAUGUCAACGACAUAAAGAAUCAUGAAAACUAUGAAAAUGUUCAUCUUCCCACUACAAGCAACAACAAGCACACCCAUAAAUAAAGUAAAAAAAAAAAAACUAUAGUGACGUUAAUUAAAUAUGGACGAGAUCUAUCUUUAACCAUAAGUAUUAAUCAUCAUCAACAUUGCAACCAAACAGCAUUGUAACCAAAACGGUAACGUGUCAAAAGCCUUUAUUACCUGAAUUGUAUUUUCUUUUUUUUUGUUCAUUUACUCCCGGCGAUUCUCUCUCUCUCUCUCUCUCUCUCUAAAAGAGAAGCUUCAGACAACAGAAGAAGACAACUUCUUGAACUCACUAGAUCUUCUUCUUUGUUGUUGUUCUCUGUCCGUAAAGUUUUUUUCAACUUUUUUUUCCCGAUGAGGUGUAAGAGACAUAUAGUUGAUUUCAGCAGCAGCAUCGGCGUUUGCGCUUCUUGCCUCCGUGAACGUCUCUUUUCCCUCGCCGCUUCAACCGCCGCGUCAGAAAGGAUCUCUCCUCCUCCUCGUCCUCUGGUGUUCCCUCGCUCUGUUUCUCCUUACGUCUCCGCUAGAAAAUCCGACGCCGGAAGAGCUUCUUCUAAAAACAGAUUCUUCCCAACGCCGCAAGUCACCUCCACCGCCGGCGGCGGAGGAGGAGGAGGAUCGUCGGAAAAAGUCUUCGACUCCGGCAGAUCGUAUAAGAAGAAACAGAGCAGGCUAUCUCGGUUCUCUAGCUUAUUCAGGUCAAGAUCCGACGAGUUUCAAGACCCCUUCGUCGCGUCGACGUCGUCCACGUCGCGUUCUUGGCUCUCGAAGGUUCUCUCCGUCCGAUCGAAAAAGCCGUCACCCAACGACACGUGCUACAUCGAGGAUUUGAUCGCCUCCGAGUCAAGCCACCGACCGAGGCAGAGAUACUGCAGAGGAAUGUCACCCGCGACGGUGGAUUACGACGACAUCGAGGAAACUCCCGAGAGAGUGAAAAGAACGCCGGCGGCUGCGGCGGCGAUGGGAACUCCGGGGAGAAGAAAGACGGCGAUGAUCGGUACGGGGAUGGGUUUCUGCUUGAGUCCGUUAGUGAGAGCUAAACCUUCUAACUGGAAAGGGAAACUUCCGCCGGAAUUUGGAUACGCCACCACAGGGGAGAUGAAGUCUCCGGCGAGGCCUCACAUUUCGACGGCGGCGUCUUUUUGCGCGAACCGGUCUAAGAAGCUUGUCGAUUUAGGACGGGUUGAUCCUCGCCGUUGAUGUGUUUUUUUUUGGUGUUUGGUCGUUAUCAGACCGUUCUAUAUACGUAAUUACUUAAAUACCCCUCACAAGAUUCAUAUGAUAGUUUUUACUAUACCAACAGAUAAUGAGUGGAAAUUUUCUCUAUUUUAUAGUGCAACUAUGAAAGUCGCAAUACUCUCGUAGUAUAUUAAAACAGAUUUUACCUCGGAGAUUAGAUGAAAAAAAUCUAAGUGAUAGAUUUUAGAAGAAUAAACGUAUGACUAGUUCAGGUAUGAAUAAUAGUCAAAUAUUACAAUUUUUUCUUUUGAAGUAUUCAAAUCAAGAACCAGUGUGCUUUGAGUAAAUUUCAUUCUAUAUAUUAUAAUAAGACUAUGAAAGUCUUUUGUAUGGUA